ACAACACAUCCAGCAGCAACAUCUGCAGCAGCAACAAAUGCAGCAGCAACAAAUACAGCAGCAGCAAAUACAGCAGCAACAGCAACAAGAGCAGCAGGAACAGUUUCAGAAACAGGUGCAAAUGUUGCAGCAAACGAAAGCCAAAUCCAAGUUCAGUGCUGCUCAGGAGGGCGGCGGCAUGCUGCUGCAGCAGGCGGCACAGGCACCUGCACACAACCAGUCUGAUGCAUCACAAGCACAACCACCACCUUCUAAGGCCUCCUCAGGGACCAUAAGUGGAAUGCUAGCAGACUUCAGCAGGGCUCUUGGUUUGGGUGGAACAUCACCACGCCCAUCACCUUCUGACGACAAGCCGAGUACCAACAGCCAAGGACUCCAGCAGCCUACAAUGCAGUACCCACAAGCUACACAGCAGAAGAUGAACACAGCUCAGUUACAAGACCAGCUGCAACCCAUGGCACAGAUGCAGCAGCAGAGGAUACAGCAGAUGCAGUCACAGCAACAGCAGCAGCAGUUGCAGCAACAACAGCAGCAGCAGCAACAGAUGCAACAGCAGCAGAUGCAACAGAUGCAGCAGCAGCAACUCCAGCAGCAGCAGCUUCAACAGCAGCAACAACAUCAACUGUUCCGACAGCAGCAGCAGAUGUUGGGAGAGUUUGGAGAGAUAUCAGGUGCACUGUUCCCACAGCACCUGACACCACAGCAGCAGCAGAUGUACCAGCAGCACAUGCAGCUGCAGCACCAGGCACAGCACCUCAAGAAGAUUCGUCGCUCACUGCCACACUCUGCAGAUCAGCAGCAGCAGCAGCUGCAGCAGAUACGCCAGCAGACGUUACAUCGAAAGGAUCUGAAUCAGUCACAGAUUUUAGUUGGUUCGCAGUCGGUGCUAGCGGGUUCGCUAGCCAGCAGUCAACCUGUGAUUGGCAGCAUGCCUCAAAUCCAGACCCAACCCACUGGUCGGUUUGCCAUGGGGGCACACCUUGUCUCAAGUCAACAGGCAACACGCAGUCUUCAUGCAGCCACUGUGACACCAAUGGGGACGCCUCAAAGCACACCUGUUGGCACUCCACGGGGCCCAAGGGAUGGUGGUGGUGAUUCUUCAGAUACAAUGAGUGAAACAGAUUCUCAGAAAUCAUUGAGAAUGAGACGCAAAUUACCACCUAUACCAGCUGAUCAAGAAGCAGCACCUCUUCCAUCAACUAAGAAACGGGAACGUAGUAAAUCACAGACAUUACAGGAUCGCUUUAGGUCCUUUUCACCCUUGCGACAGACUUCUCUUGAUGGACUGCUACCAAGGACAUCAAAUCUGAUGUUAGCCAGACCAAGUGCUAGCGAAACUAACCUUCGAAAAAUUGCUCUUGGGGUUGAUCCUAUCCCACGACCUGGAUCAGCACUGGGUUUAUUGCAAGCUUCAAGUGUUGUGAGCAGCUCAGGAAUGAGGCCAAUCACAACGGGUAUUGGUACAACAGAUCUGACAAGUACAACAGCAACAUACUCAUCACCACUGGCUGACUUAGCAUCAUGUUUGCCUCCAGACUUGAGACACUUACUUGGAAAUUCAACAUAUUCUGAUUCUGGAAAUUAUGGAAAGCAGCUGCCAAGCUAUAUGCGAAGCCUUAAAGAGCAACUGAGAGAUGAAAUUAAAUUUGCUGCUGCUGAGCGCAGGAGACUGCUGACCACUCCUGAUAAGGAUCGGGAUACAAGGCUCCGAGAAAAAUUUGAACCAUUGAAAAGGUUGGAUAUCCAGAGGAAGAUUGCCUCCCCCAUAAUGGGACGCUCCCGGAAGAUACGGGGUCAUCGUAGGCAGCUCUCUGACCCUAAAAUACACCCGCCAUUUUCUCCCAUCAAGGAAGACGGAGACCUGGAGAGUGAUUACGACAGGGGAUACCUUGGCUACUUACAUCCAAGUCUGAAGCCUCCAUACAAAGCUUAUGAGUAUGAGUCUAUUGACGACACUGGGAGACGAUCCGAGUGGGACCCAUCCCAGUCCUACCUGGCGUCUUCAUAUGCUGCGGCCGGCGGAGCCCUCAGGGAAACUGCCAUCAACAGCGUUCUGGACGAGGACCGCUACAUCACCAACUCUAGGUACAGCCUGCGGCGGUCGAGCGACGGGCUGGAUGUGCGCCGCCGCCACGACAGCCGCAAACACCGCAAGCCGCGCUCGUGGCACCCUUCGCCCUACGGCAGUGACGACGAUGACGACCAGCUGACGCGCGAAGAGAAGAAGGCCAAGAUCAAAGCGGAGAUAGCGCGCCGCCGGCAGCAAAUUGAAGAGAACGCGCGCCUCCACGAAGAACUGUUGCGCUUGGCACGCCUCCGCGAAAGUGCCGAGCUGGGGUUCACGCCGCACUCGGGGCCGGAAGCCGGCCGCGGCGGCUACGGAACUUCGAGUGUGCUCAAGUCCAUAGACGAACUGCUGCUGUCCGGCCGUGGGCUGCAUUUCGACUACCGAGCACACUCUCCCCGGCGCACGGAAGAGGACCGCUCCAUGGAUCGGAUAGCGUCCACCUUCCGCACUGACGACUACACGUCCGGCGUGUACGAGCGCCUGUCCGACUUCUCGCCGUUGACGGACUUCACCCCGCAUGCAAUGCCUCUCCUCCCGGACAUGCCCACUCGGUCACGUAAGCUGCUGGAGGACUUAGGCAGUUCUCCCAUCACCGAGUCCGUGCUCGCGCUGCCACAGAAAGAAAAGCCACAACAUCCUGAGGAAACACAUGUAAAUGCACAAGUCCAUAUGCAUAAAGAAAGGAGCAGAACUGGUUCAAGAACAGUACAGGAUACUAAAGUAUCACAACCCCAAAGUCUUUCUGUAAGUCGUGAGCUUCCAGUCAAACGCUUUCUCUUGACUCGGGACCCAAAAGACAGAUCAGUUGGAGGUAAUGGUCUUGGUAUGAGAAUUGUGGGUGGGAAGGAAAUACCUCAUACAGGUGGUGAACUUGGUGCUUUUGUGUCCAGAAUUUAUCCUGGGGGAGUUGUGGAUUACCUAGGCACAAUUAAAGAAGGUGAUCAAAUACUUGAAUGGAAUGGUGUUCCAUUGACAGGCAAAACUUUUGAAGAAGUGCAAAGACUCAUUUCACAUACAGAAGGUGAGAUUGAAAUUGUGGUGAAAAGCAACAUUUGACUCAAGAUGUAAAUGGAAUGAAUUCUGGAAAAUGCUAAUUCUUGAUGACACUCCAGCCUUCACCUUGCAACUCAUCCAAAUUAUUCUUAGCCAGCAUGGCUGAAUUACCUGUAUCUUUUUACUUGAUAAAGUUAUCAUGAAUGUGAUGUAACACUUUUGAAUGUGGUUCACAGCCAUUUAGAUUCCCUUACUGAAAUAUGACGGGUUUGUGAGAUAAAUUCAAUUAAUGUGUUCUUCCAGUGAUAAAAAGUACUUAGAGGCACAUGUCACUGUGGAUGAUUAUAUCAUAUCUGGCAUAUCACCUAAGAUUUAUCAUGUAUUACAAAAUAUGCAUUGACUCCCUAAAAGUACAAACUGAAUAUUUUUGCAGUUCUUACUUUAAUAACU
Schistocerca americana (American grasshopper) is the source of this 3511-nucleotide messenger RNA. RefSeq lists its product as uncharacterized. Gene Ontology annotation, biological process: protein localization to synapse; presynaptic active zone assembly. Gene Ontology annotation, cellular component: axon; glutamatergic synapse; cytoskeleton of presynaptic active zone. Gene Ontology annotation, molecular function: protein binding; structural constituent of presynaptic active zone. The transcript has 16 exons. The record is from RefSeq and is a predicted model, not a curated record. Lineage: Eukaryota; Metazoa; Arthropoda; Insecta; Orthoptera; Acrididae. Bases 38 to 3124 code for a protein of 1028 amino acids.